This is a messenger RNA of Neurospora hispaniola, 2059 nucleotides long. RefSeq lists its product as uncharacterized. Lineage: Eukaryota; Fungi; Ascomycota; Sordariomycetes; Sordariales; Sordariaceae. The record is from RefSeq and is a predicted model, not a curated record. Gene Ontology annotation, biological process: positive regulation of gene expression. Bases 254 to 2011 code for a protein of 585 amino acids. The transcript has 2 exons.
UUUCUUGCCAUUCUUGGAAAUACAAGUACCUUAUAUACCCCAUCAUCCCGGGCCCAGUAACAGUCGUACAACUCCCCUCGACUUCCAACUCCAAUCAGCCCAAAAGCGCAACCAAGGGCACACUUGAAAACAACGAACCUGGACUUGAAUCGUGGUGGUGGAAAAAGUAACACGGGAUUGGCCAACCAAACAGAACACUAAUCCCUACGACGACUGGAGCAGGCUGAUUGGACUCGGUGGAUUUUUGGAAAACAUGGCUCUUCCCUCUGCCGCAGCAGAGCACUACCUUGAGCAACCCACGUAUGAUGAUCCUCCCGAGGACACUUCACACGAGCAAAGUCAAAACGAACCUCAAGACAAUGACGAUAACCCACCAGGCGGAUUCGAUCCAACUCCGCUCCCCGACGCUCCUCCCGGGUAUACCAUCAAAAUCACCUUCCACAAGGCUAUCAACCUCCCAGUGGCCGAUAUCCAGACAGUAUCCGCCGAUCCAUACAUCCACGCCACACUGACUGCUGAUGUCCCCAAGAGACACCCAGAAGACCCUCCGCUCACGCGCAGGACACGGACUAUACAUCAUAGUCUGGAGCCGGUAUGGGAGGAAGACUGGAUCGUUGCCAAUGUGCCAACUACAGGAUUCGUAUUAAAGUGCCGCCUAUAUGACGAGGACUGGCCAGACCAUGAUGACCGACUGGGCAAUGUCACCAUCAAGGUGGAUCACCUAGACGAGGACUGGCCGGGAUUUGGACUGGAUGGCAAGUUCUUUGAAGUUAGGAAGCGUUCGGGCAGCAAACGGGCAUAUUUCCACAAGGGCAUCGAGGCCCUCAUGAAUGGACUGAAAUGGACAACACCUCAGAUACACAUUAGCGUUAACGUCCUCGGCCUCUCGGAUCCGCCUCAUGCCCAGAUGUGCACUCUGGGUCCUACCUAUUGGGUCAAGCACUUCAGUCCCAUGAUCGGGCGGCUGACAGGCACGACAGCCGGGUCAGACAGCGAUGACAACAGCAAUAUGCCACAAAAAUAUGAUUUCCAAGCCAACGAAAUCCAACUUGCUGGGCCAGUUCCUCCCAAACUAUACCACCGCUAUGUCGAGUUCCGUCCCAUCAUCGGCAAGAUGUUUUCGCAAAAAGGUUUCAGGGGUCACAUCCUGAACAAAGUUCUUCACAAGCAGCACAGGCGAAUCUACAAUUUCGACUCUAGUACCCAAUACGGGAUAUUUGCAGAACGCAGCAGGGAGGCUUCUGUACAGUUUCUCAAGAUGGCGCAUUAUGCGGAAGGAGGUCGCAUCUUCACCUACGUGCUCACCUUGGACGGCUUGCUGCGCUUCACCGAGACGGGCAAGGAAUUCGGUAUUGAUCUACUGAGCAAGCACACCAUGCACUCAGACGUGGCGACCUACAUCGCCUGCUCGGGCGAGUUCUUCAUCAGACGUAUUUCCAAGCGCCACAGGCACCGUCACCCUCACACGGACUCUUCAAGCCACCAUUACAAUGACCAGGAAAGUAGCACCUGCGAGAACGGGUUCGACCACGAGACACACGAUCACCCAAGCGCAUCAUCUGAAACCUCUCGCGACCCGGAGGACUACGAGCUCAUCAUCGACAACGACAGCGGCACCUACCGCCCAGACAAGUGCGUCCUGCCUGACCUGCAGGCGUUCCUGCAGUCGCAGUUCCCGGGUCUGCACAUCCGGGCGCUGGACUGCGGCGACGAGGAGCACCAGAAGGCCAAGAAGGAGCAGCUGGAGAUCAAGAAGAAGGAGGGUGCCAAGGUCCGCAUGGUGCUGAACCGCAGCCCGAGCUCGAGCAGCUUCAGCUCGGAUGACGAGAGUCGCCUGGGAGAUCUGGAUGCGAUGGAUGAUGAUACGCCGAGGUACAAGAGUAAGAAGGAGAGGGUGUUUGAAAUGGUGGAGGAUCCGAGCACGUGGAGGGACUGGGUUCCGGGUGUGAACGGCGGCGGGCACGGGCACGCGGAGCACGCGAAUGGGAAUGGUGAAGGGAGAGCGGAGUGACCAAGACGGUUUAGGGGACUUUCUCGGCUGUUUUUUUUUUUUUUUUUU